AUGCCCAAAACAGUCACACCACCUAUUAAAAGUCUUUACCCAAAUUUUCACGUAACUUCAGCAAAAAAAACAAUCAUAAUCAGUGGUGUAAGAAGAGCCCGUGCUUUAGUUCAUGGUAGAGCAGUUGGUGCAUUAUUCAAGCAGGCGCAUCAAAUACAAAUUAGUGCUUCAACACCAAACGAUCUUUCAGAAGCAAAUGUACGUAAUCGUUUGAAACUUGGCGAACCCGAUAAAUCGUCUUCAAUACCAAAAAGAGGAGUUGCACAAGAAGAUGCGGAUAAAAAAGCAAACGAAGCGAUCAUUCAAAAACAAGCAGCAGAACAAGCUGCAAAGGAAGCAUUUCAAAAAAAAACGUCAGAAGAAAAAAACAAGAGAGCUUUUUGGAAACGUCGUUUCUUUGAACUUCGCGGAAAAACACUCUAUCUUUUCCGUGACGAGAAUGACAAACUUCCGAUCUCUAAACUUGAGCUUGAUGGACAAAUUGCCGGCGUAACAGAUGCACAAUCUGAAGUUUUGAUACUUAAUUCUUUUAAAGUUGAUUUCAAAACAUCAGAAGCCUAUUAUUUCUUUUCUGAUGAUAAAAAAGAUAAAGAAUCAAUUGUUACCGCUAUAGGAAGAUAUGUUAAAUAA
Molecule: messenger RNA, 630 nt
Organism: Entrophospora sp. SA101
Lineage: Eukaryota; Fungi; Glomeromycota; Glomeromycetes; Entrophosporales; Entrophosporaceae
Source: the annotation of a GenBank genome assembly